Messenger RNA from Recurvomyces mirabilis, 1215 nucleotides. RefSeq lists its product as uncharacterized. The record is from RefSeq and is a predicted model, not a curated record. The transcript has 5 exons. Gene Ontology annotation, molecular function: zinc ion binding; 5-methyltetrahydropteroyltriglutamate-homocysteine S-methyltransferase activity. NCBI's taxonomy places the organism in Eukaryota, Fungi, Ascomycota, Dothideomycetes, Mycosphaerellales, Teratosphaeriaceae. Bases 1 to 1215 code for a protein of 404 amino acids.
AUGUCAGCUCCUCGAAACCCACCCUUCCGUGCAGAGCACAUUGGCUCCCUGCUUCGGCCAGACGAGCUUGUCAAAAAGCGAUAUGCUGUCGCCGAGAAGUCUACACCUCCAGAAGAACUCAAGCCCAUCGAGGAAAAGGCUAUAAAGGACAUCGUCAAGCUUCAGGAAGAAUGUGGAAUCCACAGUAUCACCAAUGGCGAACACUCCCGCCACCAGUUCUGGGGCACAUUCUUCGAGACACUGCAAGGCAUGGAGGAGAUCAACCUUCGAGAGGGCGGCUACGACCAGAGCAUCUUCCGAGCAUAUGCCCCGGAUGUCAAGUCAUUCAUGCAUGCCAAGACUGUACCUAACCAGGUCACGAUCGCCACGGGCAAGAUCAAGCACACUGGCACGUCAAGCUUCUUGCCAGAGUUCGAGUACCUGAAGACGUUGGUUCCAGAAUCGGAGUGGAAGAAUAUCAAGCUCACUUUGACAAGCCCGUCGUGGUAUCACUUUCGUUACGGUCCGAAGAAGGCAUACGUCGAUGGAGCGUACCAGAACGACGACGAGUACUUCGCCGACGUGGCCGAAGCUUACCAGACGGAGCUGAAGAUCUUGUACGACGCAGGCUUGCGGAACGGCCAAGUCGAUGACCCCAACCUUGCUUACUUCUGUUCGGAGGCCAUGCUGGAAGGCUGGAAGAACGAUAAAGAAAACUUCCAAACGGCCGAGGAACAGCUCGAUGCUUACAUCAAAUUCUACAACCAGUGUCUCGAACGACCGUCUGACUUCCAUCUGGGCAUACACCUAUGCCGCGGGAACUAUAUUAACUCUGCCCACUUCGCUGAGGGCGCCUACGACAACAUCGCCACAAAGCUCUUCAACAACCUCAAUGUGUCCACAUAUUAUCUGGAGUACGAUACUCCCCGUGCCGGUGGCUUCGAGCCGCUGAAGCAGCUACCAAAGAACAAGAACGUGGUGCUUGGUGUAGUGACCUCCAAGUUCCCGGAGCUCGAAAGCCAGAAAGAAAUGGUCGAGCGUGUGCACAAGGCUGCAGAUUAUGUGGCCGAGGGAUCAGGGAGUAGUCGCGAGGAAGCCCUGAAGCGUCUAAGCGUAUCGCCACAAUGCGGGUUUGCUUCACACGCCGAAGGCAAUUCUCUGAGCCAUGAAGACAUGCGUAACAAGCUGAAGCUGAUCCGCAGCAUUGCCGACGAGGUCUGGCCAGGUCAAGCUUAG